AUGCGAGUGGCAUAUCUAGGUUUGACGUUGUUGUGGUCGUUGGCUUCGGCCACGAUCUUGCAGAACGGGCAAGUGAAGGAGGAUCCGUACCCCGGACAAGCACCUGUGAUUUCCCUGGACGACUCCUGGCGUAACUAUGCGCCCGAUGUACCGGAGAUCGCAUACAAGGGCCGAUGGGACAGUAAACAUAUUUCAUGGUGGUCAGCCCCCGGAAUCAAGCUCCAAUUCUCGGGGAAUAAGCUCGCAAUUAGCUUCGGGCCGUCCACAAGUGAUGGCGUGCUUGUUGCAUAUAGACUUGGAUCCCUUGACUGGCAGUUUUCCAAUGUGACUGCUGACGCCACUUACCAAUUCAUUGGUCCUUGGACAGAGUUGGCCGACGAUAUAGUCGACGUGCCCAAGAUCUUCGAAAUGAGAGUUCAAAUUGCCGGUGUAUCUACUGCCAGCACGGCUGAACUCACCAUCCCACCUAGAUAUGCCAAGAAGGUGGAAGUCAUUGGUGGAUCAAUUGCCUCGGGACAGUACGGCUCUUAUGAAACUCUCUCAUCUUGGGCCUACCUCUUUGUGGCUGGCCUGGGCAAUGUUGAGCAUACUCUCACUUCGUAUGCCGGUGUCUGUCUGGUAGACAAGCAAUGUUAUGAUGGCAGUGCCCACGGAAUGACUUGGUACUGGCACCGUGCAUCAGAUCCCGGUGGUCGAUCCCGUGCCUUCUACCCCGAAGAACCCGAAAUCUUCGACAACUCCGCCGAGCAACCCGCUGAUCUUGUCAUCAUCCAACUGGGUGGAAACGACCACCGCCACCCCAAUGAAAUUCCUCCACGAGAUUUCUAUCAUGCCUACGUGAACCUUAUCGAGGACAUCCACAGCACAUGGCCACACGCCGUCAUUCUCAUCAUGUCCCAAUGGGGAGUAUGGGAGAAACAAGGCUUCUCGUAUGUCCCGAACAUGGUUUACGAAGAGGAGGGAAGACAAGUCCACCAACACUUCAAGGAUCGUGGAUUCGUCUACUAUUUCGACACCACUGGCAUCCUUCAGCACAAUGAUAUCAACCCGAAGAACCACCCAACAGAUGUGGGCCAUAUCAAACUAGCAAGCCAUUUGCUGCAGUGGACACGGAUGGUCAUGAGGUGGAAACUUGAGCCAAUGGGAGAGGUCCAGCAUGGAACACUCUAUUGGAAUGAUCAGCAAGAAUACUAG
Molecule: messenger RNA, 1194 nt
Organism: Penicillium pulvis
Lineage: Eukaryota; Fungi; Ascomycota; Eurotiomycetes; Eurotiales; Aspergillaceae
Product: SGNH/GDSL hydrolase family protein
Exons: 10
Coding region: 1-1194 (397 amino acids)
Molecular function (GO): carboxylic ester hydrolase activity
Source: RefSeq, a predicted model, not a curated record